Molecule: messenger RNA, 1785 nt
Organism: Maniola jurtina (meadow brown)
Lineage: Eukaryota; Metazoa; Arthropoda; Insecta; Lepidoptera; Nymphalidae
Gene: Chi
Product: LIM domain-binding protein 2
Exons: 9
Coding region: 343-1710 (455 amino acids)
Biological process (GO): positive regulation of transcription by RNA polymerase II; nervous system development; negative regulation of transcription by RNA polymerase II
Cellular component (GO): nucleus; transcription regulator complex
Molecular function (GO): LIM domain binding
Source: RefSeq, a predicted model, not a curated record
CGCCCGACGCUCAGCCAGCCAGUGCGAUCGAGCGACGGGCUGUGUGUACAUAUCGCGAUACGUACAAUGCGCGACGCUACGCGACUGUCAUGAAGCGAACUGUGUAUUACUCGAUUGUAAUCAGUGAAAUAAUGUAAAACAUUAGAAAAACAAACGUGCAAACGCCACGGUGGAACCAUUUAUCGCCCCCAAAGUUCCCUUCCCGCCGGCCGGCGACGCGGCGCGACAACGCUUCCAAAAAAAAAAAGAACGAAAUCUCCGAUGUCAGCCCGCGCGAGGAUUGUAGUGUCAGUGUAGUGUAGUUUAAAAUAGUUAAAUGUAUAAACGGCGUGCAAUGGUCGUAUGAGGAAGAAAGGCACUAGGAACAUUAUGUCGGUGGGGCUGCAGCGGCGCGUGCCCGCGCUGGACGAGGCGGGCGGCGUGCCGGCCGCGUGGAAGACAGCCGAGCCGCCCUUCCCCGCGUUCGCGCCGCCCGCCGGCUCGCCCGCCGGCCCGGCCUUCGCGGCCUCGCCCGCGCCCUCCACGCCCGGCCCGCCCGGCUUCGCGGGGCCGUACGCCGCCGCCGGCCCCUUCGGCUCGCCGUCCGCGCGCCCCGGCUCGGGCGGCGGCUUCCCGCCCGGCCCGCAGCAGCCGCACUUCCCCGGGCCGGGCUUCGCGCCGCCCGGCUCACCCUUCCACCCGCACGCGCCGCACCCGCCCAUGCCGCCGCACCCGCACAUGAUGGCGCCCCUACCGCCCCCUGUUGACAGGAGGCACGCCCCCUACUUCGGGCAGCCCGACUAUAGAGUAUAUGAACUAAACAAGCGGUUGCAGCAGAGGACAGAGGACUCUGACAACCUGUGGUGGGACGCGUUCGCGACAGAGUUCUUCGAGGACGAUGCCACGCUCACACUCACAUUCUGUUUAGAAGAUGGGCCCAAAAGAUAUACGAUAGGAAGGACGCUGAUACCACGGUACUUCCGCAGUAUAUACGAAGGCGGCGUCUCAGAGUUAUAUUACACGAUGAGGCAGCCGAAGGAGUCCUUUCACAAUACAAGCAUCACACUCGACUGUGACCACUGCACUAUGGUCACGCACCACGGGAAACCUAUGUUCACUAAAGUAUGCACAGAAGGCCGUCUAAUCCUAGAGUUCACAUUCGACGACCUUAUGCGCAUCAAAUCCUGGCACAUGGCGGUCCGAGCGCACCGCGAGCUCAUACCCAGACAGGCGGUACAUCCGCCCGACCACGCGGCGCUCGACCAGCUAGCCAAGAACAUCACAAGACAAGGGAUCACAAACUCCACGCUCAACUAUUUAAGGUUGUGCGUGAUACUAGAACCAAUGCAGGAGCUAAUGUCGCGGCACAAGGCGUACGCGCUGUCGCCGCGCGACUGCCUCAAGACCACACUCUUCCAGAAGUGGCAACGGAUGGUGGCGCCGCCGGAGUCGCAGCGGCCGGCCAGCAAACGGCGCAAGCGUAAGGGCAGUGCGGGCGCCAACGCCGCGCCGCCCGCGCCCGCCAAGAAGCGCUCCCCCGGACCCAACUUCAGCCUCGCCUCACAGGACGUGAUGGUGGUCGGCGAGCCGUCGCUGAUGGGCGGCGAGUUCGGCGACGAGGACGAGCGGCUCAUCACGCGGCUCGAGAACACGCAGUACGAGGGCGACGGCGUGGAGUGGAGCAACCCGCCGCCCGCCUCGCCCGCCAAGACGCCGCCCGGCAACCACUGACCACGGCGCGCCCACUGACCCGCGACACUCGAUAAAUAUAGGCCUCAAGGAUUACAUUAUACGGUGUUUUUGUUA